Messenger RNA from Macadamia integrifolia, 1682 nucleotides. Its product is annotated as putative nuclease HARBI1. NCBI's taxonomy places the organism in Eukaryota, Viridiplantae, Streptophyta, Magnoliopsida, Proteales, Proteaceae. The transcript has a single exon. The coding region runs from base 358 to 1401 and encodes 347 amino acids. The record is from RefSeq and is a predicted model, not a curated record.
UCGAGUUACGCUCUCUUCUUUUACUUCUUCGGUUCUUUUAGUUUUAGAUUCAAAUCUUGCAGAUAUAUACUGGGUUCCUUCUUCAACAAUUUAAAAAGUCAAAUUAUUACAAAAUUGAUCUUUCUGGGUGUGGCAUGCAUGUGUGUUCUCUGGAUUUGACUCAAACUCCUGAAGCUUCAAUGAAAUGAUUCUUUGUUCUCUGUUGAUAUUUUGAUUAUGUGCCAAUAGUACCAUGUACUACACUAUGUAGAAUUGGUGCUUACAACUUAAGUCUUGUAAUGCACCGAUUUGUAACUGAAUCUUCUAUAUAGCACCAAUUUAUUAUUUCUUUAAUUUGAAUGUAGAUUUACUUUUACAAUGGAGUUUGAUGACGGCUACAAGAGGCGAAGGAAAAUCAUAAUCUUUGCGGCGACUGCUGUUGUUAUAGCAGUAGACCAGUAUAUAAAAAAAUAUCUGAAGAAAGAGCCAUACCGUUGUGAACCCCUACGCGGUAUUAUUGAAACAGAGAGAAUUAUCGGUCACACUGAUAAAACCUGUCGAGAACAAAUAAGGUUAAGCAAGAGGGCUUUUUUCAGUUUAAGUCAUUUGAUUAGGGAGAAGGGUCUAUUGAGGGAUAGCAGAUCUGUGCAAGUGAAUGAACAACUAGUUAUGUUUCUACAGACAGUAGGACACAAUGUUAAAAACCGCGUCAUUGCACACAAGUUUGGACAUUCUGGUGAGACUGUAAGUAGGUACUUUAACCUUGUAUUGGGAGCAAUCAUUAAAUUGUACCCGAUACUAUUGAAACCUCCAAGUGUCGCAGUGCAUCAUCGAAUAACAAGUAAUGAAGGAAGAUUUUACCCUUAUUUCAAGGACUGCAUCGGAGCCAUAGAUGGGUCCCAUAUCCCUGCGUGGGUGCAUCUAAGCGACCAUCCGAGGUUCCGUGAUAGGAAGGGUGAUAUUUCCCAAAAUAUUCUUGCUGCCUGUGACUUUGACAUGAAAUAUACUUACAUUCUUUCUGGUUGGGAAGGAUCAGCAUCAGAUGCUCGAAUCUUAGACAAUGCAUUGCAUAGAGACGGCGACGGAAAAUUGGUGCUGCCACGAGGUAAAUAUUAUUUCGUUGAUGCUGGGUAUGCUAACCAACAGGGGUUCUUACGGCCAUAUCGAAACGUACGAUAUCAUCUGAAAGAGUGGAGAAAUAUUGAUCAGUCACCAAGUGAUAAAAAGGAAUUGUUUAACCUGAGACAUUCACAAUUAAGAAAUGUGAUUGAACGUUCAUUUGGCCUCCUGAAGUCAAGAUUCAAGAUCUUGAAAAACCAACCAGAAUAUCCUUUCAAAACACAAGCAAGAAUUGUGUUGGCAUGUGUGUUGUUGCACAACCACAUUCUUACACAGAAUAAUGUUGAAGAAGAAGAACGAUAGCUUGAUAAAGAGGAUGAAGAGGUUGAAGAAGCUAGUACUAGUACCCAAUCCACCCCUCACCAAGUAAAUGAUGAUGUUGAAGAUGAUAGUUCUGAUGGCGAGGAUCAUGUGCUGGAGAAUGGUGAUUGGGAUCUAUUUCGAGAACAAAUUGCUGACCAGAUGUGGGCUGAUUGGGUUACAGACGAUUUGUCCAACUCAGAUUGAGUAUUGAAGAACUAGAAUAUUUGUUAUUGAUUAACUUCUAUUUGGAAUGUAAUUUUGAUGUGGACAAACUUAAUUUU